GCCACUGGUUAAUGUUUACGACUUGUCCGGCGCUUGCACAAAAUCCUCAAUCAAAAUUCCGGCCGUGUUCAAGGCGCCAAUGCGCAAUGAUGUGGUGAACUUUGUUCACGAUAGUCUAUUGAAGAAUUCACGUCAGCCUUACGCCGUCAGCGCUAAGGCUGGUCACCAGACAUCGGCGGAGUCGUGGGGCACUGGUCGAGCGGUUGCGCGUAUCCCGCGAGUGCGUGGUGGUGGUACGCACCGGUCAGGUCAGGGCGCAUUCGGCAACAUGUGUCGCGGUGGUCACAUGUAUGCCCCAACAAAAGUGUGGAGGCGUUGGCAUCGCCGCGUUAAUAUCCAACAAAGGCGUUUUGCCAUGUGCUCAGCCAUCGCCGCCACGGGGGUUCCUGCCCUAGUGAUGGCGCGUGGGCACCGCGUAGAUCGUGUUCCGGAACUUCCACUCGUUGUUUCCGGAGAAGUGGAGAAGCUGAAGAAGACGAAGGAGGCAGUUAAGGUUCUGAAGAAACUCCGGGCGUGGUCUGAUAUCCAGAAAGUUUAUCAGUCCAAGCGGUAUCGUGCUGGAAAAGGCAAGAUGAGGAACCGCCGGCACGUAAUGAAACGUGGUCCGAUUGUCGUCUACAAGAAGGACGACGGUGUGACGCGUGCAUUCCGUAAUAUACCCGGCGUGACGUUGCUGAACGUCAAGUACUUGAAUAUUCUCAAGCUCGCCCCAGGUGGGCAUAUGGGAAGAUUCACUAUUUGGACUGAAGGUGCUUUCCGGUCCUUGGACAAAUUGUAUGGCACAUGGAAAACGGGAAGCACCCUCAAGAAGGGCUUUCACUUGCCAUCUUCAAAGAUGGCCAAUACGGACCUAAAUCGACUUCUGACAUGUCGUGCCGUCCGUAAUGUCCUUCGUCCAAAACGAAUGGGUUGCCUUCGGAAACGACGAAGUGUGAAAAAGAACCCGUUGAAAAAUAUGCAGGUUCUUAUUAAAUUGAACCCAAAUGCCCGUGCUGAACGCAAUGCUCGUGUUGCCCAAAAUAACUCGACUGUGAGACGCAAGCCUAAGAAGUCGAAGUUGUCUGCAAAAUCUAAGGAGGCAUCAAAGACGACAGAUGACGUCAAGGCGUGA
Mesocestoides corti is the source of this 1111-nucleotide messenger RNA. Lineage: Eukaryota; Metazoa; Platyhelminthes; Cestoda; Cyclophyllidea; Mesocestoididae. The record is from the annotation of a GenBank genome assembly.